AUGGAUGACAACAGCGAUGAAAGCUCUGACGAAGAAGAGGAGGAUCCUCUGUGCCCUACGAUCCGGCUGACAAAGGAGGAGGUGGAGGCCAUCCGAGCUCCAUGGAGGCUGUCGCUCAUCGUCAAGGUUAUGGGGCGGAAGGUAGGCUAUGCUUAUUUACUGAGGCGUUUGACAGCCAUGUGGAAGCCAAAAGGGCGGAUGGAUUUGAUUGCGAUCGAUAAUGAUUACUUCCUGGUGCGUUUUGGAUCCAUGGAGGACCUGGAGUUUGCCAUGUUCGAAGGGCCGUGGAUGGUGAUGGAUCACUAUCUCAUCGUCAAACCAUGGGAGCUGGAUUUUGAUCCGUUUUCGGAUACGACGGAAAAGGUGCUUGUUUGGGUGAGGAUACCAUGUCUUCCUGCCGAGUACUAUAACAUGAUUUUCCUGCGUAAACUGGGAAAUAAGCUAGGAAGAACCAUCAGGAUCGAUCAAGCAACUAGCAUGGUGUCGCGGGGAAUGUUCGCGAGAAUCUGUAUCGAGGUUGACAUCACGAAGCGUCUGAUCUCGAAGUUUAAAUAUAAGAACCGUGUCAGGCAUGUGUCGUAUGAAGGAAUCCACAUGGUUUGCUUCACUUGCGGUGUCUAUGGCCACACACCAGACAAAUGCCCGUCGAUCCCUAAAGCUGCGGAGGGUGACCCUGCGGUGGUGGAUAAGGAGCAGGCAACAGCAGCGCUUAAGCAAACAGAAGGAAACCAGAGACCGGUCGUGGGGGAUGCACCUUUUGGACAGUGGAUGAUUGCGCCGGGAAGGGGUACGCGUGCAGGGCUCAGAGGAUCAGGGAAGAAUCGAAGGAUGGAGGGUGGACGCGGUCAGGGGGGAGCUUUGAACGGAAUGGGGGCUGCUCAGGCAUCUCGAUUCGCCCCCUUGUCCAUGCAGGAGGAAGGGGAUGACGUACAGCGAGAGGCGGUGGGGGAUAAUGGGGAGAAGCAGCAUGGUUUAGUAGCAGAAUAUGAGAGCGGUGAUGUGGGUCGGGGCCGGAGCACGGAUAGGCCAGUACGGUCCGAGGGUGAUCAUCUCCCCAAGACCAGGCGAGGUGGUGGGAUAGGUUUGAGACGCGCGGCGGAGGAAAAUGAGCACGUAGUCGUCAGGGGUGAACAGGGCGGCCUGGUGAUAAGCUCGCGUGUGUUUAUUCCGAACACAGCGGGGGACUUACCAUCAUCGGUCUGGCAAGCUACGAAGGAACACCACAGCGAUCCGCCAGGCCGUUUUGAUGACGAAGGGGACGUGGUUAUGGACCUGGAGGGGUUCUCGAUGCAUCACGAGGAAACGCGGGCCGCGAGUGCCCGCUGA
Messenger RNA from Ipomoea nil (Japanese morning glory), 1326 nucleotides. RefSeq lists its product as uncharacterized. The record is from RefSeq and is a predicted model, not a curated record. The transcript has 2 exons. Gene Ontology annotation, molecular function: nucleic acid binding; zinc ion binding. Lineage: Eukaryota; Viridiplantae; Streptophyta; Magnoliopsida; Solanales; Convolvulaceae. Bases 1 to 1326 code for a protein of 441 amino acids.